Molecule: messenger RNA, 864 nt
Organism: Ochotona princeps (American pika)
Lineage: Eukaryota; Metazoa; Chordata; Mammalia; Lagomorpha; Ochotonidae
Product: transient receptor potential cation channel subfamily M member 3-like
Exons: 6
Coding region: 97-864 (255 amino acids)
Biological process (GO): monoatomic cation transmembrane transport
Molecular function (GO): monoatomic cation channel activity
Source: RefSeq, a predicted model, not a curated record
GCCGAGAAGUGGUCCAUCGGCAAGCACACGCAGCUCAGCCCCACGGAUGCCUUUGGCACCAUUGAGUUCCAAGGUGGCGGCCACUCCAACAAAGCCAUGUAUGUACGUGUGUCGUUUGAUACGAAACCUGACCUCCUCCUACACCUGAUGACCAAGGAAUGGCAACUGGAGCUCCCCAAGCUUCUUAUCUCGGUCCACGGGGGCCUGCAGAACUUCGAGCUACAGCCGAAACUAAAGCAAGUCUUUGGGAAAGGGCUCAUCAAAGCUGCCAUGACAACGGGAGCGUGGAUAUUCACCGGAGGCGUGAACACAGGUGUUAUCCGUCACGUUGGAGACGCCUUGAAGGACCAUGCAUCUAAGUCAAGAGGGAAGAUCUGCACCAUAGGUCUCGCACCCUGGGGAAUUGUGGAAAACCAAGAGGACCUGAUUGGAAGAGAUGUUGUGCGGCCCUAUCAGACCAUGUCCAAUCCCAUGAGUAAGCUCACUGUUCUCAACAGCAUGCAUUCUCACUUCAUCCUGGCGGACAACGGGACCACUGGCAAGUACGGGGCGGAGGUGAAGCUGCGGAGACAACUGGAAAAGCACAUUUCACUUCAGAAGAUCAACACGAGAUGCCUGCCGUUUUUCUCUCUUGAUUCCCGCUUGUUUUAUUCAUUUUGGGGUAGUUGCCAUUUAGACCCAAUUGGAAUUGGUCAAGGCGUCCCAGUGGUGGCACUCAUCGUGGAAGGAGGACCCAACGUGAUUUCGAUUGUUCUGGAAUACCUUCGAGACACUCCUCCGGUGCCCGUCGUCGUCUGUGAUGGGAGCGGACGGGCAUCCGACAUCCUGGCAUUUGGGCAUAAAUAUUCAGAAGAAGGCGGGUAG